This is a messenger RNA of Pelobates cultripes (western spadefoot toad), 165 nucleotides long. NCBI's taxonomy places the organism in Eukaryota, Metazoa, Chordata, Amphibia, Anura, Pelobatidae. The record is from the annotation of a GenBank genome assembly.
GGACUUGAUCCAAAACAGGAGAAAGUGGACACAGGACCCACAGUUCUGGGAGACACCAGGAAAAAGACAAAGAUCUAUGGAAGAAGAAGAAGAAGACAGAGAAGAAGUAGGAAGGAAACACAGAGAGAAGAGAGGGAAGAUCUCAAUGUAGAAGGAUAUUUGUAA